Prunus armeniaca (apricot) is the source of this 2007-nucleotide messenger RNA. Lineage: Eukaryota; Viridiplantae; Streptophyta; Magnoliopsida; Rosales; Rosaceae. The record is from the annotation of a GenBank genome assembly.
AUGGAUGAAGUUUCACUGAACACGGAGCCAGCGGGCGAUGAUGAUGCUGAUGAAUUUGAGAUUGAAGGAGACUGUGCAAUGACAGAUUUUAUCAGUCAAACUGGCAUUAUUCAAGGAGAGAACCCUCUCCCUCCUGUUGUUGGAAUGGAAUUUGAUUCUUAUGAGGAUGUGUAUUACUUCUACAAUUGCUAUGCCAAGCAACAGGGAUUUGGGGUUAGGGUAAGCAAUACAUGGUAUAGAAAGAGCAAGGAAAGAUACAGAGGAAAACUUAGCUGCAGUAGCGCAGGUUUCAAAAAGAAAAGUGAAGCAAAUCGCCCAAGGCCAGAAACUAGAACCGGUUGUCCAGCAAUGAUAAAGUUUAGGUUAAUGGACUCAAACAGGUGGAGAGUUAUUGAAGUUGAGCUUGAGCACAACCACUUGAUUAGUCCAGCAAGUGGAAAAUUUUAUAAAUCUCACAAGAGCGUAGGUGUUGGAACUAAAAGAGCGUUGCAGUUAGAUACUGCUGAAGAAGUGCAAAAGAUCAGGCUAUUUCGAACAGUCAUCAUUGAUUCUGAGGUUAAUGGAAGCAUAGAUGUUGAUGAAGGAGAAUCGGGGAAUAGAGUUGACUACUCCAAUCAAUUGAAGCUUAAAGAAGGAGAUGCCCAAGCAGUUCAGAAUUACUUUUCUCGCUUGCAGUUAAUGGAUCCAAACUUCUUUUAUGUGGUGGAUCUAAAUGAGAAAGGAUGCUUGAGAAAUUUGUUCUGGGCUGAUGCGAGGACAAGGGUUGCUUACAGUUAUUUCUGUGAUAUAGUUGCCAUUGACACUACAUGUUUGGAAAACAAGUUUGAAGUCCCGCUGGUGUCAUUUAUUGGAGUAAAUCAUCACGGACAAUCUGUGCUGCUAGGCUGUGGUUUACUUGCAAGUGAGACAGUUGAAUCCUAUACAUGGUUGUUUAGAGCUUGGCUUACAUGCAUACUGGGACGCCCUCCUCAAGCGAUCAUUACCAGUCAAUGCAGAACAUUGCAAACUGCCAUUUCUGAUGUUUUCCCUAGAGCUUCUCAUUGUCUUUGCUUAUCACAUAUAAUGCAAAAGAUUCCAGAAAAUUUGGGAGGAUUGUUCGAGUAUGAAGCAAUUAAAGAAUCUUUUAGUAGAGCAGUUUACUACUCUCUGAGGGUGGAGGAAUUUGAAGCAGCUUGGGAGGAUAUGGUCCAGCACCAUGGAAUUAGGGAUCAUAAAUGGCUUCAAGCAUUAUUUGACGAUCGGAAGCGGUGGGUUCCAGUAUAUUUGAAGGAUAUAUUUUUGGCAGGGAUGUCCCCUGUGCAACCAGGUGAGGUUGUCUCUUCAUACUUCAAAGAAUUUCUUCAUAAAGAUACUCCUUUAAAGGAAUUUUUAGAUAAGUAUGAUCAAGCUCUGCAAACGCAUCAUCGGCUGGAAGCCUUGGCAGAUUUGGAUUCAAGAAAUUCGAGUUAUAUGUUGAAGUCAAGAUGCUAUUUUGAGUUGCAACUCUCCAAAGUGUACACUAAUGACAUUCUUAGGAAGUUUGAAUCGGAGGUAGAAGGAAUGUACUCUUGUUUCAGCACUAGUCAGUUAAAUCCUGAUGGGCCAGUCAUAACAUACAUAGUGAAGGAACAAACUGAAGUUGAUGGAAAUAGGAGAGAGGUGAGAGACCAUGAGGUUUUGUAUAAUCCAUCUGAGAUGGAGGUCCUUUGCAUCUGUGGCAUGUUCAACUUGAGGGGAUAUUUGUGCAGGCACGCACUAUCAGUCCUUAACCAAAAUGGCGUGGAGGAGAUCCCGGCUCAAUACGUCCUUUCGCGAUGGAGAAAGGAUAUUAAACGCAAUUACAUUUUUGAUCAUAGCUGCAGUGGCAUUGACAUUAAUAACCCAGUUCACAGGUAUGACCAUUUGUAUAAAUGCAUUGUGCAAGUUGUGGAAGAAGGGAGGAAAUCACAAGACCGAUACAAGGUUGCAUUCGGGGCUUUGGAUGAGAUAUUGAAUAAGCUUUGUCUUACAGAGGAUCCCGCCCUGUAA